CUUUUCUCCAAUUUCGCCCGUCCACCGCCUUCUGCAGCUCGGUUGUAGCCAAUUGAAUGACUUAAAAGAUUUUCGUUCCCUGGAUCCGUGAGCUCCUCCUCCUCCUCACUCCUCCAUCGCCCCCUCCUUCCCGUCCCCGCUACACGCAUGUCGUCAACCGAGCUUCCUUCCUCCGCCUCUAGCUCGAGAUCCGCAUCUCGCUCUCGACAAUCGAACUCUCAAAUUCAUCAAUCAGCUGCAUCCUACUUCUCCUAUCCCGUCACACAUGUCGUAUCAGGCCUCUACCGUCGUCUGACCGACCCACCGGCCUCGAAGCCCAAGAACAAUAUGAACCGCAAUCAACAUUCGAUGACCUCCCCAAACGGCUCCACCACAUCAUCCCAGGUCUUCACCCCUGUUCGAACCGCAUCACCAUUCCAACCCCCACCGCUCACCCCCCUCACCCUCACCGGCGACCUCUCCAACCUCCAAGAACAGCUCCUAACUCGUGCCCUGGCCGAGGAAAUCCGGCUGCUAGUCCCAGCCCGCCUGCAACUCGUCGACACCUGGCGUCUAGCCUACAGCCUGGACCGGGACGGUGCCUCGCUCGCCACCCUCUAUGAAAACUGUCGAGAAAUGUCUCACCGCAGCCCGCGGGCGGGCUACGUCCUCAUCGUCCGCGAUGCCUCUCCGUCCGGCGCCGUGUUCGGAGCUUAUAUGACCGACCCCCCGCAUCCAGAUUCUCAUUACUACGGUACGGGUGAAUGCUUCCUCUGGCGCGCAAGCGUUCUCGCUCCUCCCACGAACCUGAACCUGAACCUGCCCCGCGACGGGCCCCCAUCGGAGGACAUGCUCGAACUCGCCGGUCUACCACCCCCGCCUAGCGCUGAUACCACACAUGCUGGUCGAUCCACGACUCUGCGGGCGAGAGAUGCUAAGCUGGCUCCUCCGCCCACUAGUGGACUUCCUAGCGGUGCUAGUACUCCUGAGAGAAUCCGGUUUAAGGCCUUCCCUUACAGCGGCGUGAAUGAUUAUAUGAUUUUCUGUGAAACGGGAUUUCUUAGUUUGGGCGGAGGAGAUGGUCAUUAUGGUCUGUGGAUUGACUCGAGUCUUGAAAAAGGUGUAAGUGCCGGGUGCCAGACAUUCGGCAACGAACCCUUGUCAGAUGAAGGCGUCAAGUUCGAUAUCCUUAGUGUCGAAGUAUGGUAUGUUGGUGCCUGAAGGUUGUUGUUUGUUGAGUAUCCUAGGAUGUAAUGCAGGUGGAGAAUCUUGGUAGAUUGUGGUGUGCAUUGCUUAGUACGUCGAUUAGCCGGUCUUUGUCGAGCCGUUUGGACAUAUCUAUCUAUUUAUAAUACCCGUACACGGUGUGGCUGGUCUCAUCGUGUUAUGCACCGCUGUUGAAUCUUACAUAGUUUCCAAAAUGAUAGGAAAGAGAAAAGUUUCUCAUACUUCAUGAACGAUACAUACUUCAUACAUGUAGAGUGGUUGUCGAUCUG
This is a messenger RNA of Aspergillus caelatus, 1475 nucleotides long. RefSeq names its product putative oxidative stress response protein Oxr1. Gene Ontology annotation, biological process: response to oxidative stress. The transcript is spliced from 2 exons. NCBI's taxonomy places the organism in Eukaryota, Fungi, Ascomycota, Eurotiomycetes, Eurotiales, Aspergillaceae. The record is from RefSeq and is a predicted model, not a curated record. Bases 148 to 1200 code for a protein of 350 amino acids. Gene Ontology annotation, cellular component: nucleus.